Molecule: messenger RNA, 5739 nt
Organism: Gasterosteus aculeatus aculeatus (three-spined stickleback)
Lineage: Eukaryota; Metazoa; Chordata; Actinopteri; Perciformes; Gasterosteidae
Gene: pak4
Product: p21 protein (Cdc42/Rac)-activated kinase 4
Biological process (GO): protein phosphorylation
Molecular function (GO): protein serine/threonine kinase activity; ATP binding
Source: RefSeq, a predicted model, not a curated record
GCUGGAACCGGAGGAAUGCGACACACUGUGGUUGCUGCCCAAAAGGCACGGCGCUUUUCGGAGCAACACAAUUACACACUUCUGUUGCGUAUAAGGACAACCUGGUCCGCCUGUCUCCGUGUCCGGACCAGAGUUUCAUUUCUUCGCGGAAACAACUUUGUUGCUGCGGAGACCGCUGCGUUUCCGACAUGAGAUCAGGCGGAUAGUGCGUCCUCCCAACGGUCUGAUGCCGCAGCCGCCAUCAUGUUCACCAAAAAGAAGAAGUCUCGCAUCCAGAUUUCCGCUCCAUCCAACUUUGAGCAUCGCGUGCACACAGACUUUGACGAGCAGGAGCAGAAGUUUGUUGGGCUGCCGCGGCAAUGGCAGUCUCUCAUCGAAGACACGGCCAAAAGGCCCAAACCCUUCAUCGACGCAACCGUCAUCACUACUGUAGAGCCGCGCAAGACAAUUGUGCGUGGCAGCAAGAUGGGCGUGGGCGGCUCACUGACCUGGCUGCUGGACGAAUUUGACACCAUGUCUGUGACUCGCUCAAACUCCCUGCGACGGGGUAGCCCCCCCAUCCAGCCCCGCAAAGACUCCAUCUCCUCAGGAGGAGGAGGGCAGGAAAACGGAGACCCUCACCAUAGACACUACUCGCACCCGGACCGGGACCAACACGGGCCGGAACACCACCAGAGCUCAGCUGACCCACGCCAGGGUCCGCGUGCACCGCACCCUCAGUGGGAUGAGGCGGUGCAGGGUCGGCCCCAGCAGCAGCCCCGGGGCCAGGAGCCCAGCCGGGCCCACAGGGGCCGGCCCGGCUCCGGCCCUGCUCCUCCACCACCCCAUAGAGACAGAGAGCACCGGGAGCGGGGUCAGCUGGCUCACAGGGAUCAACCCGGUGACCUCCGGCCAAAGUCCAGCUACACGGUACGGGACGGCAGCCCGCAGUCUCCCAGGGACAAGAGGCCUCUCUCUGGGCCCAACAUCCGCACCCCGAACCUGCCGAUGAGUGAGGGCGUGAUGAAGACCACCCAGCAGAGCACACGGCCGUUCAACACCUACCCGAGGGCGGACAGCGAGGGCGGACGGAGCCCCACAGGACAGCCGGUCCGACACCAGGACUCGUCCCCCCAAAACGGCCCCUCCGGCGGCUCCUCCCAAGGCUCCUCCAGCUCCAAGCCCCCCGUAAGCCACCCGCACCCUCAUCACGCUUCCCACCCAAGCCUGGCCCCCGAGUCCAGCCAGCACCCUCACACCCAGCAGCCCAGCGUUCCGGCCCCGCGGCCCCCUGCGCCCUCUGGGCCCCCGGUGCCGGGCGCUCCGCCCCAGGGCCGCUCUCCGCAGAGGGAACCGCAGAGGGUUUCCCACGAGCAGUUCAGAGCGGCACUGCAGAUGGUGGUGGAGCCCGGCGAUCCGCGAACCUACCUGGACCACUACAUUAAGAUCGGGGAGGGAUCAACGGGGAUCGUGUGCAUCGCCACAGUGAAGACCACCGGGAAGCUGGUGGCCGUGAAGAAGAUGGACUUGAGGAAGCAGCAGCGCAGAGAACUGCUCUUCAAUGAGGUGGUGAUCAUGCGGGACUAUCACCAUGAGAACGUGGUGGAGAUGUACAACAGCUACCUGGUGGGAGACGAGCUCUGGGUGGUCAUGGAGUUCCUGGAGGGCGGAGCGCUCACCGACAUCGUGACACACACCAGGAUGAAUGAGGAGCAGAUCGCCGCGGUGUGUUUGUCUGUCCUGAAGGCUCUGUCCGUCCUCCACACACAGGGUGUGAUCCACAGAGACAUCAAGAGCGACUCCAUCCUCCUCACCCACGAUGGCCGAGUGAAGCUGUCAGACUUUGGCUUCUGCGCACAGGUGUCUAAGGAAGUGCAAAGAAGGAAGUCUCUGGUGGGGACACCUUACUGGAUGGCACCAGAGCUUAUAUCCAGGCUGCCCUAUGGACCAGAGGUGGACAUCUGGUCUCUGGGCAUCAUGGUCAUAGAGAUGGUGGACGGGGAGCCGCCGUACUUCAACGAGCCGCCGCUCAAAGCCAUGAAGAUGAUCCGAGACAACCUUCCCCCCAAACUCAAGAACCUGCACAAGGUCUCCCCUCUGCUGAAAGGCUUUCUGGACAGAAUGUUGGUGCGAGAUCCAUCUCAGAGGGCCUCUGCCAACGAGCUCCUCAAACACCCCUUCCUGACGAAGGCGGGGCCGCCGUCCUGCAUCGUCCCUCUGAUGAGGCAGAACCGGAUGAGAUGAGACAAUGAGACCUCCGGACCCCAGAGGGGUCCGCACUCGCAGGUUCAGAUAGAAUGGAAUACUCGUGCACACAGAGAGACAGCCCUCAGAGGUCACGUGACGGGAGGUCCUGUGCUGUGAGCUGCAACGAGUAGACUGCGUGUGCAGGAGUAUUCUUUUUCUUACAUGAAUCACUGAACUGUGGGAAGUGUAUUCCCUUAAUAAGAGGCAAUAAGGCUGUGUGUGUGUGUGUUUCUUGAGACGUGCUGCCAUUUCCAGUCGUGUGUCAGUCAUACAUGCGUGUGCGAGCAGAAGAGCCACGACUUGCCCGUCGAGUGACUUAAACGUUUUGGUUUUAAAAGAACACUAUUUCGUAUUUUUCCAUUUGGACCAUUCCUGGAUUUUGGGUGUCAAGUUGGUUUUGCACACCAAUGGGAAUGCUUCGAAGGAGACGUGAGCCCGUUGGCUGAAUUUUUUAAAGACUGGAUUGUCGUAUUUUUUUAUAUCUCACUGUUCUGGCUCUCUGGGAGCCAGAGCUUGUCACUACAAAGGCCCCCAGACUUGGACACCACCCUCGUCACGCCCACAACCUACUACUGAGGGAGAGACACUUUGGACUCGCUGAGUCACACAGACUUUUAUUUUGUAGCCAUGUCAAUUCUAGCCUCCUGUUGUGAACAAGCAAACGUACACUAAUUCAAAAGGUAAACACUGGAGGUGUGUUGUUGUUUUUUACAGAUGAAUUUUACUCUAAUUUCCUUGUUUUCAUGUGUAAGUACAAUGAACAUAGAGAGAUAUAUCAGUUUUUCUAUCUCAAGUUUGUGAUUGUUUUGUUGUUAUUAUGAUUUGUUUCCUGGUUUGUUUUAGAUGCAUGUGAAUCGUAAAGCACUGUCGACUAGAACAGGAAACCAACACUAGGCCUUUCAUUUAGUCGUUGUGUAGCCCAGACAUGUCGAGUCGGUGGUCGCUGCGUGACUCGGUAACACGAAAGGACAACGACAAACCCUCGUCCCGCUCAAUACAUGACGAAGUCUGUCCCCCUUUUUGCCGCUGUUUUAACAAGAGAAGGCUUACUAUUCCAACCGAUGGAGGGAGCUCGCGUUAGAAAGCAACCGGUUCUUCUCCCGUAGCUUUUAGGCAAUGAGUGAGCUGUUGGUUGACUUCAUUCUGUAUUCCUCGUGCUUCCAUGUAACGUCGCAGCUCCCCUUCAACUGUGGCUGCUGUUUCCAGUCAUGUCUGUUCUCAUCCAUAUUUGUUUUCUAAGUCAAUCCAUCUGGCUGAGCUUCUGAAUCCACCUCAUGCUGCAGGUGUGUUAUUUAUGGACCAUAGCUUGUGUGUCUGGGUGCGCGUGUGUGUGCGUUAAUAAUCUGAGGCUGAAUGACAAUCAGAAGUAGUCGUGCUGGUUCCCGUCGGCGUGCUCGUCUUCACUGUCAGAAUCUGCGUGAAUUGAUUCAUCUCCUUUUAUCGUUGGCUGUACAACCAAUAGACUCCUUAACGAACGGGAGCUGCUGUGCUCAGUGGUUAGAGGCCAGUAGAGCAAUCAGGCCGGUGAGGGAGAAGAAAACACAUCAGAGGUUUUAAGAAGUGGGAAAAAAGAAGGUUGUGUGUCAAAGGGGACAUUUCCCCCACAGGAAAAGGUGUCAUUGACGUGAGUAAAAAGCUUUAAUGCUUUCAGAACAGUAGUGUGAACUCACAUUGGCCUUCAUCAGCCUCGAACAUCCAGCAUCAUCUGAGGAUCUGUCUGCCACAUAACCAAAACAACCAUUACACAUCACUAAACAUCAUUUUGCCACUGUUUUGUGUGUCAUAAUAUUCUUGCCCAGCUGGUUGUUUUUUUUACUCUAACAACAUGAAUCUGGUAAUAUUGGUUCUCAAACUUUCUUCUCGAAAUACUUAAACCGUUCUCUUGAUAAAUUCCUGACGGCAUCCUCUAAAUACGACCCCAGAUAAUCUGUUGCCCUCCCAGUGGGCCGAGUGCUGUGUUAAUGCCGCCGCCAGCAGCUUUCAAUGAAAAAAUCCCCCGAGCCGUUUCAUGGUGGGCUACAUUUUGUGUGUGUGUGUGUGUGUGAGAAUGUGAGCUCAUGUCCACACACACACACACAGGUUCUUGCCUUAACUUUUACUAGCACUGCUCAACGGAUGUGUCCGACUCGACACUACGACUGUUAGAGAAAGGAGACUUCUUGCACGGCAGGAGAAACUCUUGAUGUAGUUUGUGUCUCAUGUCGGGGUGGGGGGUGGUGGGGGGCGGCAGUUGAGAUUCCUUUUGAGGACACUUUGUUGAUGCUGAGGACUUUCCAGGUCGAGGUCGCCACUCCGCUCACCUCGGCGCACCAGGACUUCCACAAGUCGAUUUGUGGAUGAGCAGCUCCUCGUGCUGCCUCGCUCUGCAGCAUCCAGGCAAACCAAUGUGGUUACCAUAGAGACCACGUCAUCUCUGAAGCUCGUCGAAUACCCUGCGACCGAAAACCGAUUUGGAUUCUCUCCACUUUUUGAUUGAAAUUUGAUUUUUGUUGCUGUUCAACGUGUUGUAAAACAUGGGAUUGCAACAACUGCUCCUCCAUCUUCUUGUUCAUUUCACUGGUGUUAAAAAAAAAAUAGAAUUCACUUUGCAAAUGUUACUUUUUACUUUCUUUUUUUCACAAAUACAGAUUUUGUCAAAGUCAUCCAGGGUGUGUGUGUGUGUGUUUUCCUUAGUAGCAGACGGACGUUCCUCUUCUUCACUCGGACCUGAAGAAGUAACAACGCGUUAAACGGGCCGAGGCUCAACCCCAAAACAAAUGUCAAAAGAGGCUGUUAUUUACUGACUAAAAGGCAGAUUGUUGGGUGAAAGGAAGACUGCUGUGCGGGUGUGUAUUUAUGGUGCAAAUGAAACCUUUCAGAGACUUUCUGUCUUUGGUUGGCUGCCAUCCAGAUCGCAUGCUUUUUUUAGUGUUUUCACUUAUUGCAGGAUGCACUGACACGGCCCCGGGACGUACAGAAGGAUUUUUCCGGCCUACUGAAUCUAGUUGUAGAUCUAUUGCAUCUUUUUGCAGAGAACUGUCCGCACCAACCAUUUAAAGCUCCACGGUGUCAGAUGACGCCUCAACUGAGUAAUUACAGGUGUGAAGGGAUCCCCCUCGUGAGCUGCAGAUUGAGCAUCAGUUUUUUUCUUUCUCUCUGCUGUCUCAGAGCAGCAGGCAGCUGCGGAUGCUUUCAGCCUUUUUAGCACUUCCGUCCAUGCAGUGGAAGUUACUGAACUGCAGCGUUUACUGUUAAUCGAGGGCUUGAAGGGUGUGUGCCCCACCCAACAAUGACUCCUAUUACAGACCACGGGACGGCUGUGUUACUGCAUGCGUGUGAUCUUGCAAUCACAAAAAGUUUUGCGUUUCUUUGGUGGAUUACAGUUUAAGGUGUCAUCCUGGGUUAGUGUACAUUGAUGCAAGUUAUUCAGCUUUUUUCUUUUCUUUUUUAAACAUCAUGAAGGUGCAACAAACUACACGGAGGACAUUGUAUAUUCGCUGUUGAAAAUGUAACACUAAUAAAUAAUAACUUCAG